Messenger RNA from Cuscuta europaea, 347 nucleotides. NCBI's taxonomy places the organism in Eukaryota, Viridiplantae, Streptophyta, Magnoliopsida, Solanales, Convolvulaceae. The record is from the annotation of a GenBank genome assembly.
CUGAGAGUGGGCGAGCUAGCGAAGAGACCAUGAAAGAAAUGUGUUCUAACAUGGUCUGUUCUUCACAUACGAGAACGACUUUGGUUGUGUGUCCGCCAACUGUGCUUUCAGUGUGGAUAACACAGUUAGAAGAACACACUAAAGUUGGUUCUUUGAAGGUGUACAUGUACCAUGGUAGCAAGAGGACUAAAGAUGCCAACGUCCUUCAACAGUAUGAUUUGGUUUUGACAACUUAUAACACUUUGGCUAAAGAACAUGAGUUGUUGGACUCACCAACGAAACUGAUAGAGUGGUGGAGAGUUGUUCUUGAUGAGGCACACGUGAUUAAGAAUGAAGAUUCUAAGCAG